Molecule: messenger RNA, 1435 nt
Organism: Zophobas morio
Lineage: Eukaryota; Metazoa; Arthropoda; Insecta; Coleoptera; Tenebrionidae
Exons: 11
Coding region: 1-1374 (457 amino acids)
Biological process (GO): mitotic spindle assembly checkpoint signaling; protein phosphorylation; meiotic sister chromatid cohesion, centromeric
Cellular component (GO): nucleus
Molecular function (GO): protein kinase activity; ATP binding
Source: RefSeq, a predicted model, not a curated record
AUGAUGGGCACCAACCUGGAAAUAUCUCCUGAGGAGCUCCGGGCCCUACAGGCCCGAUAUCAGCCCCCGGCUUUUACUUUUACGGUCAUCGAACCUUCUAAAUUGUGUGACACAACGGGGGCCUCUAGACCACACGACUCUAACAUCAGUAUUCUGGGCGAGGAAACAAGCACCCUCAACUUAUCGUCCGUUUACAAGAAACUCAACUUCGAUACUCCGUCUGUUAACAUCAGCCAAAGUAGUACAAAUAAACCUCAACCACCCGCCUGCUCCCCCGCAUUCGUCUCUGACUUGUACCGGUGUAGUGACCGCUUAACUGUCAAAAUUAGCGAUGCUGCCCCGGAAGUACGUUUGGAUGAGCUACUGACUUUAGGGCGGGAGUGUUAUGGUGUGCAGAAGCUGCUCUCGGUCUCGUCAACCGCCCACGUUUAUCUGCUAGGAAAGGUGGUCGAGGAGGACCACGGGGAAGGCGAGUGCGGCGACCCCCUUUAUGAUCCCGAGGAUGCUACACUAGCCAUGAAGGUGUCCGGUGCUGAAGGCCACUGGGAGUUCCAUAUUGUCCAGCGAAUUGCUCGCGCCCUCGCUUUACUAAAAGAACGAAGGGGAGGUUAUUUUGUAGACUACUCCCGCGGCUUUGUGUACAGAGACAAGACUUUUCUACUGAUGCGUUAUUACGACCAGGGGACUCUCAUGGAUGCGCUGGAAACCUACAAGCGCGAACAAAAGAAAAUGCAGGAAGAACUCGUGAUAUUUUACUGCAUAGAGUUACUGAAGGCUAUUGAACUCUUGCAUCGUUUCAACGUUGUGCACGGAAAUAUUGCUUUGGAAAACUUACUCAUUCGCGCUGACGGGAGAAGCCUCUCUGAAAGCUGGCAUCCGGACGGUUCUAGUGGCUGGGCGGCCCACGGGCUGACGCUGAUUGACUUCAGGAAAAGUCUAGAUAUGGACCAACCUGAUGGCAAGCAGGGUCUUUGUGGUACCGGGGAGCUUUCGUCGGGCCUUCGCGCUUGUCCUGAACUUAGAGACGGCCACUCUCCUUCUUUCCAGAUCGACACCUUUGAUGUGCUAUUUGUGGUAUUCUCUCUACUUUACGCGUCACCACUGAAUAUUGUAUUUGCUAAUGGAAAGUGGAGCCCAGCAUGUGCUUUCGAAUCUUGUGCCCACGCCGCCCUAUGGAAAGAAAUUUUUGAGCUUUUUUUGAAUACUACAAGCGCCAAAACGACUCCUUGCUUCCUUCAAUCCGCCCGCCUUCGCCUAGAAGUCUACCUGAAAGGCCAAAGUGCUAGCAGUAGGCUGGGCGCUUUUAUCAGGAGACAAAGUAUCAAUAUAUUCAACUUGCGGUACCUAAAAGAUCAAGAGCUCGAAGAUCUUUAGCCCUACAGCAACUACUUGACUCUUAUUACUUUUUUUACACGUUUUAAGGAAAAAAUCGCAG